Phytophthora nicotianae INRA-310 is the source of this 99-nucleotide messenger RNA. RefSeq lists its product as hypothetical. Bases 1 to 99 code for a protein of 32 amino acids. The record is from RefSeq and is a predicted model, not a curated record. The transcript has 2 exons. NCBI's taxonomy places the organism in Eukaryota, Oomycota, Peronosporomycetes, Peronosporales, Peronosporaceae.
AUGAUUCAGCUUGCCUUCUUUUCGAGCAAAUACAUCUUCCAAGGGAAGGAGUCGGAGAUUGGAUCGGUUGUCGUGGGGGACACUUGCUCGCGAGCUUAA